AAAAAGGCUAGGGGUAUACCAUGUUAGCAGCAUCACACAGUUCUUCUCCCACUAGUUAUUUUCUUACACUUGGGUUUUUGUUUGGUAAUGCAGAGGUGGCUAAAUGUAAAGGAGAACUGCCCCCAGGAACAGAUGUACUUGGAUAACAAGGAUGACAGUAUGGUUUCUAGACAAGAAAUGGAGCUGAAUCGGACCCCUUCACAUCAAACCAGUUUAUCUGCAAGAGUGGCAACCAAACCGGGGACCAGAAGUUGCAAUGAGCUGUGGCUCUUAAAAGAGUAUCAUGGCAUGGUAACGAGUCUUGGAGAGCCACACACCCCCUGUGAAAAAGCAGCAAUUGAAGAGGAUGGCUGCGUUGCUCUGGGGAAGGAUUUCACUCAAGUCCCCAUGCAGGGAAGAUACCACUUCAAUUUUUCCAAAUUGUUCAGCUCAAGGUCAAGAACCACUUGCUUUACAGAGAAGACACCACUGCUGAAGGUUUCCUCAGAGGAAAAUGGGUUGCCAUGCAUGGGUCUUCAUAACCCAGAUUUUACCACAGAUGAUGAUUCAUGGGACAACAGCUCUGCCGAAUUUGAACAGAGAUUUCAUCUGGGAAGUGAAAUGACCAGUUUGUCUAGAUCUGCUUCUUCUGAGAAAUAUGAAAUCUUGGAUAACCUUCAUGUCAAGUUCAAUUUAUCAAAGAUGAGAUGCUGUCUAAAAUUCCUGAAAAUUUCAGUCCUUUUUAUCUUUGUGGUAGUCUGCUCUAUUUUGUUUGGCAUUUACCCAGAUCAACGUGUGUCCUGGCAGAUGUUGGCUGUCUCGCCUCUGGAAAGCUUCUCUAUGAAUUUGACAGACUUUCGUGACUCCGCUCUGUUGAAGUUAGACAUAGGAGGCCCAUUUGCAGCAGAUGUAGCUGAUGAACAAACACAAGAAUACAUUUUAGUACAAGUCAGCCAGACUGAAGAAACUGGAUCAAGGAGGAGACGCCAACAGCAGGUGGUAUACAACUGGUCUUUACCCUUAAGUUCAAGAAGAAAUCAGCAAAUCAUCACAACCAGAACCUUUCAGAUACCGAACAGAGGCACCAUCUUCUUAAACAUUCAAGCUCUCCUGCAGCAACCUGGAAGUGUUCCUCUCUCCAUGAAACAUCAAUACCUUCAUGCAAAUGUAGAGGCACAAGUAACAAUUGCAUCCAUCAUCUUAGUAGGCGUCUAUGUGCUGAUCAUACUGGAAAUCGUUCACAGGACUCUUGCAGCGAUGCUAGGCUCUUUGGCAGCUUUGGCUGCAUUAGCUGUUAUUGGGGAGAGGCCGAGUAUGGUCAAAGUGGUAGAGUGGAUUGAUUAUGAGACACUGGCACUACUGUUUGGAAUGAUGGUUUUAGUGGCCAUAUUUUCAGAAACUGGAUUCUUUGAUUACUGUGCAGUAAAGGCUUAUAGAUUCUCUAGAGGCAAGGUGUGGGCCAUGAUUACGCUUCUGUGCCUUAUUGCUGCAAUUCUUUCUGCAUUUUUGGACAACGUUACCACAAUGUUGCUCUUUACUCCAGUAACCAUAAGGCUCUGUGAAGUACUAAAUCUUGAUCCAAGGCAUGUCCUGAUUGCAGAAGUAAUCUUCACAAAUAUUGGGGGGGCUGCCACAGCUGUUGGGGAUCCUCCAAAUGUGAUUAUUGUUUCCAAGCAGGAGCUGAGGAGGCAGGGAUUGGAUUUUGCAGCCUUCACAGGACAUAUGUUUAUUGGAAUCUGCCUUGUUGUUCUGGUUUCCUUUCCUUUUCUUGGACUUCUUUACUGGAACAAAAAACUGUAUAAUAAGGAGCCGAGUGAAAUCGUUGAACUGAAACAUGAGAUCUAUGUUUGGAGGUUGACUGCUCAGCGCAUUAACCCUGCCAGCAGGGAAGAAACUGCCGUGAAAUGCCUCUUGAUGCAGAAGGUGCUGACUCUGGAGAUACUCCUGAGGAAGAAGCUCAGGACAUUCCACAAGCAAAUUUCACAAGAAGAUAAAAACUGGGAAACAAAUAUUCAGGAACUCCAGAAAAAACACAGAAUAACAGACAAAAUCCUUCUCGUCAAAUGCCUUACUGUGCUGGGAUGUGUUAUUCUGAUGUUUUUUCUCAACUCAUUUGUUGCAGGUGUCUACUUAGAUCUUGGCUGGAUUGCCAUUUUGGGAGCCAUUUGGCUGCUAGUGCUAGCAGACAUCCAUGAUUUUGAGAUGAUAUUAAGCAGAGUGGAAUGGGCAACCCUUCUUUUCUUUGCAGCGUUAUUUGUUCUCAUGGAGGCUUUGGCUCAUCUGCAUUUAAUAGACUACAUAGGAGAACAGACAGCUUUGCUAAUAAAGGUGGUUCCUGAGGACCAGCGCUUGGCAGUGGCCAUCAUUUUAGUGCUCUGGGUAUCUGCUUUGGCCUCGUCUGUGAUUGACAAUAUCCCAUUUACAGCUACAAUGAUUCCUGUUCUUCUCAAUCUGAGUAAAGAUCCUGAUGUUAACUUGCCUAUUAAACCAUUAAUAUUCUCGUUGGCCAUGGGUGCAUGCCUAGGAGGCAAUGGAACACUGAUUGGAGCAUCUGCAAACGUUGUUUGUGCAGGAAUUGCUGAACAGCAUGGCUAUGGCUUCUCCUUCAUGGAAUUCUUCAGGUUAGGUUUCCCCAUGAUGAUCGUGUCCUGUACCAUCGGGAUGUGCUAUCUUCUUGUUGCUCAUGUUGUAGUAGGUUGGAAUUCAUAAUAAUUUAUGCAUUCAAGACUCAAGGAAGCUUUCUGUUUCAUUUGAUUUGUAUAACAGAACACUAAGAAGACACAUAAAAGCAGAAAGUUGUGUGAAACUCCCACAUAAGGUAUCAACCAAAAUGAUUGUGUCAGGUUUGAUCAUUCUAAACUUCUGUUCUGUGAACAAUUUGCAGAAAAAGACAUUCCAAAUUAAAGAAUCCAUAUAUAAUUAUGUAAAAAAGUUAUCAUGCAGAUGAAAAAACACCACUGUGAGAGAAUAUAUUGUGCCUGAAAGUUUAUAUUAACACAAUCCGAGUGUAGUCACAGACGAAAAACUCAUUCACAAUGGGAGAUGUUCAUUAAUUUCUUUUAGAGCUUCAUUUAUCUUUGUCAGUGUAUUUAGCUGUUUGUAUUCAAGUAACUAAUAUUCAAGCUACAAUAAUAGACAAUUAAGCAGACAGUCUGUACAAUAUGGAAGAUGUAUCAUUAUCUAUGUUUAAAAAUAAACUCAACUCCUGAAAAUGUACUA
This is a messenger RNA of Tympanuchus pallidicinctus (lesser prairie-chicken), 3198 nucleotides long. RefSeq names its product OCA2 melanosomal transmembrane protein (gene OCA2). The record is from RefSeq and is a predicted model, not a curated record. Gene Ontology annotation, cellular component: melanosome membrane. NCBI's taxonomy places the organism in Eukaryota, Metazoa, Chordata, Aves, Galliformes, Phasianidae. The transcript has 24 exons. The coding region runs from base 88 to 2688 and encodes 866 amino acids. Gene Ontology annotation, biological process: melanin biosynthetic process; transmembrane transport; melanocyte differentiation.